CACCUAAAGAUGUAAUAGCCAACACUCUCUGUUGUACAACUAACUUUUUAUCCCCUCUAUCUUCAAUCUCAAGAGGCAUCUGCUUCAACCCAAAAUGCACUUUCAACUUUAAUGGACCUUCUCUCCGGUACCCUCAAAAUUUUCUCCAAUUUGGUUUCUUUCAACUUGCUCUCCAACUCCUAAAUCCUCCUCUUGUAUUUGGCCAACUCAUCUUUCUCAGGGGGCAGUUGUAAUAAGCUCGGUAAAAUCGAUAUUCUUCUCCAAUUCAAUCAAUAUGCACAUCUUUCCCAUCUCCACUUACACCUUCUCCAGUCCACUUCCAUGCCCUUCAAUACGCUCUCCAUUUCCAUUAACCUCCCGUCAUCUUUCCCUUCUAUCUGUACACCUGCUCCAAAUUUGCUUCCAUUUAUUUCAAUACCCUCCUCAAUUUGAUCACUACCUUCGCCAACUCACUCUUCUCUGCCUUCACAAUUCACAUGUUGCAGUCUCCUGCCAUGCCUUUAACACACCUUCCAGAAAAUGAUAAUCAACGAACCAAUAUCAAUCCAUGGUUUCGGAUCAGUUUUAAACUAUCUAUGCAUAACAAUCUUACUCUAAAUAUCCUUUCAAUUAAUCAUUAACUUUAAUUUAUCAAAAUCUACUCCUUCACGAAGCUAAAAUCUCAUCCCCGAACUCAACUUUCUUAUUCACUUGAUCCUACAAAACCAUGAUUUUAUAUCUCCACCUAAAAGAAAUUAAAAUAUUUUACCAAAAGAAAUCAAACCUUAAACUUUAGCUACUACCAAAGCUAUUAAGUUUUGACGAAGACCAAAAAUCCAUUCAUGUUCAAAGCCUGGUAUGUGAAAAGGAGUAAAGGCGGAAGAUAUAACUGAUCAAACAUCGUCUUCAGUAAGAGAAGUAUCAAAAUAUUUCUUCUGUUAGUUUAUCGAGGAGAGAUAGAACCUUUGGGAGAUGCCGGUACGGAGGAAUCGAUAUAGAUAACUAAGUCAUACCGCAACUACUUGAUUGAACUUCAUUCUAUUCGCCAUGAAUUGAUAUCGAAGUUGAAAUCUUCUACUUGCCCAUCUUCAAUCCACAAUCUAAUCAAAAUGUCAAGGGAUACCAGAAGAUCAAUUUUCAAAGAGAAAAAAAUUAAAGUUUUGCCCUUUAGCACUCCACUGGAGAAAACCACUUUUGAGAUGGUCUUAGCCUUAUAAUUUCAUCUCAAAUUUAUUCUUUAAUAAAACUACCAACAAACCGACUGUACUCUACACAAUAAUAGUCAUAAAUAAAUACUUUUUUUUUGUGUAAAUAAACACAUACUUUAACUCUACCUACGGAAAUAAACUCUUUUAACUCUAAUCUAUUGACCUCAAUAAACCGAAGAUCAUACCCACCAAUAUUGCUAAUAUAAUCGAAAUCCUAAGAUGUCACAUAAGGAAAAUACAGUGUUGGAUAACACUACUUCCAUCUAGUCUAUCAUAGAGCACGUAACUCUGGAUUUAUAUUUUUUGUAUAAUCAAAAUUGACUUCUUAAUUUUGAAUUAGGCUAGAUUAUAGGGUCGAGAUUAUUAUUUUUAUUUUUUCAAUAUUUUAUUUACUCAUUUAUAUUUUUUUGUUUUAACUUGAUUUUUUUUUUUGCAUAGAUGGAAAGUUCAUUGAGAUUUACAAAAUUAUAUAUGUUUUUCUAUUUCUUCCAUACUGAUACUUUACAACUCUUAUGUAAAAUAAAUAUCAAUUACGUAAGGGUUAAUACCUUAUUUUAGCCCGAACUAUACCUAAACUUUCUACUUGGGCCCAUGGUUUCUGAAAUUGCUCCCAUGGCCCGAACUAUCAUCAUACUGCCUUGCUUGGCUCGACGCGGGUUUUGACCGCAAAUUGGACGGUCAACUCCAUUGACCGUUAGUCAAAUGUCAGGUCACUUGCCACGUCAGCGAACCCGAAAUAAAAAAUUUAGAUUUUUAAUUUAUUUAAUUCAUUUUGUUUUGUAAUACAAUAAUAAUUAAUGAAAAAAAUAAUUCAAAUUUUGGAUAGCGAAAAUAAUUAUAGAAAUUCAAAAUUUUCUAUUUUGGGUUCGCUGAUGUGGCAAGUGCCAUGGCGCUUGACUAACAGUCAAUGGAGUUGACCGUCCAAUGUGACGGUCAAAACCCGCGUCAUGCCAAGUAAGAAAGUAUAGUGCAUAGUUCGGGCCAAGGGAGCAAUUUCAGAAAACACGGGCCAAAGUAGAAAGUUUGUGUAUAGUUCGGGCCAAAAUAAGGUAUUAAUCCAUUACAUAGUUGUUACAAACUAACAAUUCUCUAUUACCCAAUAAUUAAAUUAGAAGCGUUAGGUAAGGCUUGCAUAAUGAUUAAACAAUUUACGUACAAAAAAGUAUAAUAUUCAUUACAUAAAUGACUUUCAAUUACGUAAGGCUUCCUUAAUGACAUUUUACAACUAUUACGUAUAAUAUACAUUUUAACGUAACAAUUUAAUUAUAAGCAUUACGUAAGUCUUCUAUAAUGACCUAGAACUUUACGUAACUCGCGGUUAAUGUUCAUUACGUAAAAUAUCCAUACAUUACUUAAGGCUUUUGUACGUAAUGACACUUUACAACUGUUACGUAAAAUACACGUUAAUUACGUAAAGCUUAAGGAACACCAGUUUUCCUAUGUAAUUGUUAAAUCAAAAGUGUUAACUAAGGAAAUAUUUUUUGCAUUUAUUUUCUUUAAAUAACACGUGAGAAUGGGUUGACCCGUCCCGCCCUGCCCCAUAUCCGCACGGAUAUCACCUAACAUGUCCCGCGUUUGGUGUGGGACGGUGCGGGUAUCUACUCAUACUCGCCUCGCUUCACCCGUUGGUAAUCUAUAAGCAUACAAUAUCUAACCAUUACUUAAUGUUUAUUGUGUUUUACGUAACGCGACUCGUGAAACUUUAUAACAUAUGAAUAAUUUCAAGUUAUCUUACUUCAAACUAUCAUAGAAAUUCUUAAUAAUUUAAGAUGUCAGGUUUCUUUAUACUACAUAAUUACUCCAUUAAUAUGCCAUUAAUGACACUAAUUAUGGUAAUAAAAAAAUGACACUAAUUAUGUAAUAGUCCAACUAAAAACACUAAUGCGUUUUCUCCUUUCAGAAUAUGAGCCCGGCCCAAAUCAGUUUAUUUUGAGGGAGGGAAAAACGGACAAUAAUCUUCCAGAUGUAUAACAACAUUCACAUUGUUAUUGUAUUUUCAAUUACAAAAUAACAUGAUAUAGGUGUUUGUAAUUGUAAAAUCAAUUGCAUUGAUGUGGCUACCACUUGCAUAUUUGCAAGUUUGCAACACAUUCAAUUUCAUAUGCAAGUCAAAAAAGCCUUAAAAAAUGGAGAUUUUUUUUCUCUUUUUACUUAAUUUUCUAUAAUUUAAACAUAAUAUUUAAUUACAUUUGCAAUUGCAAGUUAAUUGUUAAUUGCAUUGAUGUAGGUGAAUGAAAUGGAUGUGAUGUGGAUUGCAAAAAAUUUGAGUUGACAAUAAAAAAACACAAAUGCAAUUUGCUUUGCAGUUGUAUUGAUAGAGAUGCUCUAAUAUAUAAAUCAGCCUUUCGAUAGUUGCGCAGGAACCCAGAAAUUUGAAAUGGGGCAUCCUUUUUCCCUUUGUGCUAUUUAUAAUAGUGUAGAUUCUAUAAUUUCUCCAACUGAAGCUCCCUCCGGAGUAGGGAUGGCAAUCAAACCCAUGCCCACGGGUAUCCGACCGCCCCCGACCCAGUCAACGCGGGGAAUUCCCGCUUUGACUGGGUAUGGGGCGGGUAUGGGUAAAACCCGCAAAAUGUUUGAUGGGUACGGGGCGGGUAUAGUUUUAGCCUCCCCCGCCCCAUACCCAUACCCAUACCCGCCCCACCAAGAAUAUUUGUUCACAUAUAAAAAAUACAUGGAUGAAAUAGUAAUCUAUCAAUGAUAGUGAGGGUAAAUAAAAAAAAAUAAUUAGUAGAAAUGCAAUUGAGUGGUCACCCAAAUCAAAACCUAAUUCCUUUUCCUCAACUCUCUCUUCACUCUUUCACUUUUCCCUCGUAUUAGCAAGAUUAUAUUAGUUCAUUAUUGCUUAGUAUAUGUAUUAGAGUCGGAUAAAUAAUGAUUUGGAUUAUAUUGCAGUACUCUAUUUUAUGGAUUAAGGAAAAUUUUAGGAUAAAAUGCUUUGAACCAUAUUAAGAAUUAUUGUCACUUUCUCGACUUCAUGAUAUAAUAUGUGUCUUUAAUGUUAUAAUUGAAAAUUUACAUGUAAAAUUUUAUGUAUUAUAAUGUUGGAUGUACGGGACAGGUAUUAUCAUGGGUACCCGAAACCCACGGGUAUGAGGAUGGGUAUGCAAAAUCUUCCCCCGCAUGGGUAUGGGGCGGGUAUGGGUUUGGAUAUUUGAAAGCGGGGAUGGGAAUGAUUUAGGCAAACCCGCCCCAAACCCGCCCAUUGCCAUCCCUACUCCGGAGAGGAGGUUGGUGGAAUUAAUGAAAUUCCGGGCGGCGGGCCCAGAUAAAUUGACGCACCCACGUUGUAAGACUUGCCAGUCAGUCUCUACGUAGACGACCAUCCCUUAGCCAAGCAUAACAUGGCGCCCACCACCACCAUCUCCCCGCCCCCGUUAUAUAAACACUUCCUUCCCAGCCAGAUUAAACCCUCGACUGCCAUAGAGAAAAGAGCAGAAAAAACGCAGAGAGGGAGAGAGAGAGAGAUGAGGACUCCAAGGAACUGGUUCAGCAAAGUUGGAAGGAAACUCCUCAGUCCUUCCCGCAGAAGACAAGACGUUGUUCUCCACUCCAACGCUUCCUCAACAAGCCAGCACGACGAUUUAACCACAGCAUGCCACAACAUAGUCAUGGACAAUUCGCAGGGCUGCUCACUCCCCUCAAACACGCAGCACUCGGCCGCCCUGAAAAUCCAAGCAACUUUCAGGGGUCAUCUGGCGAGACGGGCAUUUGGGGCGCUGAGGAGCUUGGUGAAAGUGCAGGCAGUGGCUCGUGGGGCCUAUGCGAGAAGACAGUCGCAGUUAGCUCUGAACUGCAUGCGCGCCCUUGUUCGCUUACAGGUCCGAAUUAAAGCCAGACAGCUCCUCGGACCAUCCACCACCUGACUACUCAAUGCAUGAGAGUGCAUUUGUGUGGAUUACAUACAUCCCCUCCCCCUCAAUUGUUUAUUAGCUUAGCAAGUCAAUGAGAAAAAAAUUUCCCAACCCACUCCACUAGUGGAUGUUGAACAUCAAGAAGCUACUUCAAGGAAAAUAAGACGAGACAAAGCCGGAAAUGCACCAAACCGAAGCUCUGUACUAGUAUGUACAGUUGCACC
Molecule: messenger RNA, 5262 nt
Organism: Linum trigynum
Lineage: Eukaryota; Viridiplantae; Streptophyta; Magnoliopsida; Malpighiales; Linaceae
Source: the annotation of a GenBank genome assembly